Molecule: messenger RNA, 1507 nt
Organism: Medicago truncatula (barrel medic)
Lineage: Eukaryota; Viridiplantae; Streptophyta; Magnoliopsida; Fabales; Fabaceae
Product: protein-lysine N-methyltransferase EEF2KMT
Exons: 10
Coding region: 127-1320 (397 amino acids)
Source: RefSeq, a predicted model, not a curated record
UAUACACGUUUUCUUUUCUCAAAGAACCCACCUAGGAGGAGGGUGGGAAAAGAAAUACGUGCAAACGCCGCCGUAAUAACUAGUAACUUUGAGAUUUGAACCAAAGUCGCGGUGGAGUUUUGAAGCAUGGCGACGGAUCCUUCUCUUACCUGUUGCCGGUAUCUUCUCUCUGCUAUUCUAGCUAUGGAACCUUCCUACUGCUUAAUCUCACAUGCCAAGGCGUGCGGCGAAGGCUCAAUUACGGAACAAGUUCAACAAUUCAUCUUAGACCAUUGUCUUUCCACACCUAGUGAUUUUUAUGCACCUUACUUGAAGAAUUUUCUUAAGAAGCUUAUCACUCAAGUUGAGUCCGAUCAUGGCUCCGUCUUGGACAAAUUUUACCAACUCUAUGCUCAGUACAUUACAUCAUUUAAGGAUGAUAGUUUAGACAAAAGAGAUUCAAGAAUCUGCAAAAGAAUUUCAUUUCUUUUUCCUGAUGGUUGCUCUGAACUACAAACAUGUUCGCACUCAAGUGUUCUGAAUUUUCCAUUACAGUGCUCUAUAAACAUGCUUGAAGGUGAUACUGGAUGCUCAAUAUGGCCAUCAAGUCUGUUUUUGUCCGAGUUAAUACUUUCUCAUCCAGAAUUAUUUUCUAAUAAAGUGUGCUUUGAGAUUGGCUCUGGAGUUGGCUUAGUUGGAUUGUGUCUAGCUCAUGUGAAAGCUUCUAAGGUGAUACUAAGUGAUGGUGAUCUUUCAACUUUAGCUAACAUGAAGUUUAAUUUGGAGUUGAACAACCUGAAUGUUGAAACUGGCACGGCACAAAGAAAUGAAGAUACAAGCGCGGUAAAAUGCAUGUAUCUGCCAUGGGAAUCUGCAUCGGAAAGCCAACUACAAGAUAUCAUACCCGAUGUUAUUUUGGGUGCAGAUGUGAUAUAUGAUCCAGUUUGCCUGCCACAUCUUGUUCGUGUAAUUACGAUUCUUUUGAACCAGAGGAAUAUGGAUUCAAGUAGCAAAGGCCUCUCUCCAAAAUGUGAACUUGAAAAUGGUGAACAUUAUUAUAAAGGCGCUAUUGAUGGAUCUGAGGGUAGAUACAAAUCAGUUAACAAUGAUGGUUGUAAUGGCCAGCCAAAGGAAGCACCGGUGGCUUAUAUUGCAUGUGUUAUUCGGAAUAUUGAAACUUUCAACUAUUUUCUUACUCUUGGGGACCAGGCUAACCUUCAUAUUGAGGACCUAACUGAAUUACUGAAGCCAAUGGUUCUCCUCCCUUACAUGCAGUCAUACAAUCAAGCUGAUAUAAAACUAUUGUGCAUCACUUGCAGUCGUAAAAUCGUACUACAAUAAGGUGAUCGCUUGGAAGGACCUUAGACAUCGUGAGUAGAUUGAAAAAUAUAGGCCAUGUGUAAGAUUCGCUAAGAAUAGAAACUAAUGAUUUUAAAUUAUAUAUAAAUUGGUGUUGAGUUUUAAAACCUAAUGUCUGUGUUUAUUAAUAGGACUAUAUAAUUCAUUAUUCAGCAGUACUUUUACUCAA